Caenorhabditis remanei is the source of this 1674-nucleotide messenger RNA. RefSeq lists its product as uncharacterized. The record is from RefSeq and is a predicted model, not a curated record. Gene Ontology annotation, cellular component: membrane. The coding region runs from base 1 to 1674 and encodes 557 amino acids. Lineage: Eukaryota; Metazoa; Nematoda; Chromadorea; Rhabditida; Rhabditidae. The transcript has 6 exons.
AUGCCAGUGAAAGUGACUAAUCUAUUCAACUACCGUAACACUUGCUUCAUCAUCGGAUUCGUGUGGUGUAUGGCAAUUGGUCACGUGAUUCCGUACUUCUGGAGAGAUACCUGCUACGUGGCAUACGAUCCUGUUAGUUGGACGUGGAUAUUCGGAGAUACACCCUGUGGAGCUAUCAUCACGACUUAUACAGAUUAUUAUACAAGUGUCGCUAUUUUUGUAGUAAUGAGUACGCUGGAUUUUUGUACUUUUACCAUGCUAGUCCUUUACCGCCGUAAAGCCCACCUAACCUCUAACACCGAAACCAAAAGAAGACGUCACGUCGAGAUUAGAUUCUUCACCCAGUCCUGCAUCCAAGGUGUCCUAUUUUUCUAUGAAGUCUUCAUGUUUAAUUAUGUGGUCACAUUAAACAAUAAUAAGUGGUUUGUCUUCAUAACAACUACUUUUGCCUGGGAGCUUUGCCAUUGUUUGGAUGGACAAUACGAAUACACCGAUCUGACAUUUGGAAAAAUCCUUGGCCAAAUCAACAUACUAUUCUGGAAUGCGUGUUGCUACUCUCAUCUCGUGAUCUCUCUCAAUCGAUUUCUCACAAUUUGUAUGCCAGUGAAAGUGACAAAUCUAUUCAACUACCGUAACACUUGCUUCAUCAUCGGAUUCGUGUGGUGUAUGGCAAUUGGUCACGUGAUUCCGUACUUCUGGAGAGAUACCUGCUACGUGGCAUACGAUCCUGUUAGUUGGACGUGGAUAUUUGGAGAUACUCCAUGUGGAGCUAUCAUCACGACUUAUACAGAUUAUUAUACAAGUGUCGCUAUUUUUGUAGUAAUGAGUACGCUGGAUUUUUGUACUUUUACCAUGCUAGUCCUUUACCGCCGUAAAGCCCACCUAACCUCUAACACCGAAACCAAAAGAAGACGUCACGUCGAGAUUAGAUUCUUCACCCAGUCCUGCAUCCAAGGUGUCCUAUUUUUCUAUGAAGUCUUCAUGUUUAAUUAUGUGGUCACAUUAAACAAUAAUAAGUGGUUUGUCUUCAUAACAACUACUUUUGCCUGGGAGCUUUGCCAUUGUUUGGAUGGACAAUACGAAUACACCGAUCUGACAUUUGGAAAAAUCCUUGGCCAAAUCAACAUACUAUUCUGGAAUGCGUGUUGCUACUCUCAUCUCGUGAUCUCUCUCAAUCGAUUUCUCACAAUUUGUAUGCCAGUGAAAGUGACAAAUCUAUUCAACUACCGUAACACUUGCUUCAUCAUCGGAUUCGUGUGGUGUAUGGCAAUUGGUCACGUGAUUCCGUACUUCUGGAGAGAUACCUGCUACGUGGCAUACGAUCCUGUUAGUUGGACGUGGAUAUUUGGAGAUACUCCAUGUGGAGCUAUCAUCACGACUUAUACUGAUUAUUAUACAAGUGUUGCUAUUUUUGUAGUGAUGAGUACACUGGAUGCCUCUACUUUUACCAUGCUAGUCCUUUACCGCCGCAAAUCUCACCUAACCUCCGACGCUGAAACCAAAAGAAGACGUCGUGUGGAGAUUCGAUUCUUCACCCAGUCCUGCAUUCAAGGAAUCCUAUUUUUCUAUGAAGUAUUCAAUUUCUACUAUAUCGUAACCCUCAAUACAAAUCAAUGGUUUGUCUUCAUGACAUCUACUUUCGCCUGGGAGCUUUGUCAUUGUUUGGAUGGGUGA